This is a messenger RNA of Strongylus vulgaris, 356 nucleotides long. The record is from the annotation of a GenBank genome assembly. NCBI's taxonomy places the organism in Eukaryota, Metazoa, Nematoda, Chromadorea, Rhabditida, Strongylidae.
AUGUUAUCACGGCGUCUUAGUGCGUUAUCCAUUCGUAAAAUAUGCGGCAAGCAACUAGUUUAUGCGGAAUACGGAGAUCCAGUUAAGGUGCUCAAGCUUCAAACAAUUGAUUUGCCUGACACUCCGCCAAGUGGACAUGUACACGUGAAAUGGAUUGCAUCUCCUAUCAAUCCUGCAGACUUAAACACACUUCAAGGAGUGUAUCCCAUAAAACCACCGCUUCCUGCUGUCGGUGGCAGUGAGGGUUUUGGACGAGUGGAGAAGGUGUGUUUCUUUGGGGAAAUUCCUUUUUCUUAUCUCAGGAUCAUUUGUAAAAGUAAAAAAUGCACUUUACAACUGCGGAUUGUGGUUUAAAA